ACCAGCAUGGCGUGUUGUCAUAUGCACGUGACCACCCUGCUUCUCUCAGAACUAACACGUGCGGAGCAUCUUGACUACUUCAGAAAAAUGUUUCAACCACUGCAGCAUCACACUCACUCACCCUACCAGACCAAUUCAACAAUUUCAAUUUAACUAGAAGAAAAAAAAGCUAGAAAAGAAAUAAGCUUUUAUAGAAACCCAGAGAGUAUUUUGCUGUUGGUUUUCAAUUCGCAAAAACAACAAAUUGAGAAAAAUGCAACAAGAAGCAAAUCCCAGAACGUUAAUGUUUGCCCUCGUGCUCACCAUGCUCAUCUCCUCUUGCUUGGUUCACUCGAGCAACUUAGCCAACUCUCCAUCACCUUCACUGGCUGUUGUUGGGAUGCCAAUGCCGAAUGAGCCGCCUCGACGGAUUGUUAAAAAGGGAAGGAGAGGGUCGUUUCCGGCUACUUGCCAUUUAAAGUGUAACCAGUGCGAGCCUUGCAUGCCAGUUCAAGUAUCAGUCCGAGCAAUGGCAUUGGUAGAGAACGAGUACUAUCCACAGGUGUGGAAAUGUUCCUGUGGUGAUAACAUAUUUUCCCCUUAGGCUAAGAUUUGUUGCAGCUGUAAUUAGGCCUAAGAUGGGUAUUCUCUAAACUAAUAGAAGAAAGUUUCAUGCACGCCUUGUUAUGUACGAAAAAUGCUUAUACUCAGGACAUAUGCAUGUAACAUUUCUCUUAUAAUAAUUGAUCAGGUAACCGACAUUC
This is a messenger RNA of Prunus avium (sweet cherry), 743 nucleotides long. The record is from RefSeq and is a predicted model, not a curated record. NCBI's taxonomy places the organism in Eukaryota, Viridiplantae, Streptophyta, Magnoliopsida, Rosales, Rosaceae.